This is a messenger RNA of Amoebophrya sp. A120, 754 nucleotides long. The record is from the annotation of a GenBank genome assembly. Lineage: Eukaryota; Dinophyceae; Syndiniales; Amoebophryaceae.
AUAAGACCGUUGUCGGUCAAUGUGGUCGUAUCAUAUCUCGUCCAUGGGUUUAAGACUUUUCGGCUACAAGAAAAGAAUAACAUCGUGCAUAGAAGAAAAUAGAUAGUGUUUCGCUUAUGGUUCCCCAAGGGAGCGGAUUUUUUUCAUUUCCUAUACUUUGUGCCGGAGGCCCCGAGGCUAGUCUUCAUCGGUCAGCUUAUAAGGAUAGACGAGCUUGCGCAACAGGCUCACGUGCGCGGUGGUCGUUUGGCUCGCCCGUUUAACCGCGGCGCAGAAACUUAGUCAAGGCGAAGUCAACUGGAGAACGCGUGGAAUAUCACCGGACCACAAGUAAGCUCGAACAACCGGAGACGGAAGAGAAACCGGGGGCUCCGGAUGAGGCGGCGGUCAGAGUUUAGAUCAACUAGUUGGACUAGCAGCUGUUGUCUCCUUCAUGCACAAGUAUCAGGCUAACUCUGUGUCUAGACGAAAGGUCAAACUAAAUUCAAGCUUGCCCUUUUUUAGUUUUUUUCUCUCUCUAUUUAGUUGUUAGGUCAUGGUUACAGGAUAAGUAGUGGAAAUAGGCGUUUUCACACUACCAAAGCGUCCAAACUGCAGUAUUGUCGCUUUUUUAGUCAAGCACUUUUCAAUUAGGAUCUUGCAAAUCAAGGUCGGCCAUAGCUCAGGAUCCUGGAGAAAAAAAGUUUUUAGAUUGCACAGAGCGAUAAUCACAGAUCAAAAAGGGGAAAAAUUUUUUCUUGCAGCGUACGAGGAG